GUUUAAUCGCUCCUACAAGGGCAACGACUUCAAUUACGGUGGGCAUAUGCCGCACUAAUUACAAACCAACAAAGCAAACCAACUGUUAAGGUAUAAAGUUCAAAUUAAAGCAAUAUAGCGCUGGACACUCCUAUAAUGUGCUCAAGAAUACGUAGCGAAGAACAAGAAUAAUCUUUUGCCGCUGAUUCAAGAGCUUUCCUAAAACCAGAAACAAUUCUUCUACCUACAACAAACCCCCUCUGUAAUGACAUAAACGCCAGGAUCUAAAAGACUCCCCGUUCUAAUGCGUCUUGAUCGGUCACUUUGGUUGCGAUAUAGUAUUCUGUCAACCCCCUAAAGCCGUAUAUUUACUGGGCCGGGGAGUUCUAAUGCCUAUCGUGCCUACUUCAAACUGCCCUAGAAUUUUCACAUUGCCCAUCACAUUGCCCAUUACAUCACUCAGAACGGCAGUUACAACAGAGCAGCUGCCUCAUCCAACUUCCCUUCUCUCCCUCUCUCUUCCUUCACAUCACAGCAAUAUAACAACACCAUCGGCCUCCAUUCUCCCAGAGCUUGCAAGAACACCCGAAAUAAACCGAAGCCGACGUCUUCUUUCUCCAUUAACGGUUCUUGCUCCCCCAGACAAAGACACAGCCCUACUCCAUAUGACCCAAGGAUUUACGACUUUAUCCGAGUCGUUGUUCCCCAUGGCUCAGACAUCACGACUUCAAUGGAAGUCUCAUUCAUCAUUGCGCAUUAAGGUACUGUACAAACCCCUUUCCAAACGGACUUCGCCUCUGCGGAGGUACACGACAUAUACGCACUGGGCAAGAUCCAUCCCUUUGCGGUCCCAAAAAGUCCAAAAUCAAAUCCCCACGACUAUUCCGAGCACUGUUGAAGCAAGUGCCGAAGCAGACCUUGACGCCGGCAUGCUGGGGUACAAAUCAACAGGUAUAAGACGUCAGCUUAGGUUGACGCAGUUUUCUAGGAAUUCUCAAGCCACAACCCACCCCCUCAGAGCUCAGUAUAUCAUCACAGCUCUUUGGAAGCUUCCACGGUCCAAGAACCCAUUAUCGACUCAUAAGACCUCAAGACAAGCGCUCUCCAAAGCAAUUUCAGAAGCAGGUUCAAAAGUCUAAGCACAUCCGACAUAAUCGAAAGCAUACAUCCAGUCAGCAUCCGUUAACGUUGACAAGCACACUCAAGAACGUUCGAGUUCACUCGAACAUCUAUAUCACUUGGCAUUCUUCAGCAUUCUGCUGUAGCCUGGACAACAUUCAAAUACACAAAAACGUCCGCUCCAUGAUCAUCUGCGACUAGGAGCGAUGCCAUAUAAAUUCAACGCAAAGAACAGCAAGAUUACGGCGACCA
This is a messenger RNA of Hyaloscypha bicolor E, 1350 nucleotides long. RefSeq lists its product as uncharacterized. Bases 369 to 1118 code for a protein of 249 amino acids. Lineage: Eukaryota; Fungi; Ascomycota; Leotiomycetes; Helotiales; Hyaloscyphaceae. The record is from RefSeq and is a predicted model, not a curated record. The transcript is spliced from 2 exons.